Molecule: messenger RNA, 1188 nt
Organism: Sporothrix brasiliensis 5110
Lineage: Eukaryota; Fungi; Ascomycota; Sordariomycetes; Ophiostomatales; Ophiostomataceae
Exons: 1
Coding region: 1-1188 (395 amino acids)
Source: RefSeq, a predicted model, not a curated record
AUGGCCAGCGACAUGCACAUUGACCCGUCACGUCGCGUGUCUGGGCCCGGCGCGCCCCAGGGCUAUCUGCAACCAGGUGCUGUGCACCCCGGCCAGUCUCCAUCACCGCACGCGUCGUACGCGCAGCAGCAGUUUGUACCGCGUCCUAGAGCCGUGCCCAUGGCUCCAGGCACACCUGGGACGCCCAAUGCGCACAUCCAGCCGUCGCCCCAUCAUCACUCCAUGCAGGCCAUUGCGGCUCACCCUCCCGUGCCACCUCAGCAGGGCGGGCCAAUGCCAGGCGGAUCCCCCCACCUUUUGCCGCACAACAACUACAACACCAAUACGCCACAGCAUCAGCAGCAGCAUCAAAUGCUGCGGCAGGGCCCUCCCACGCCCGUCCAGCACAACCAGAUGAUGGUGCCCCCGCCGCCGCAGCAGCAGCAGCAGCUCCAUCUCUCACCGCAACAGCAUCAUCCUGGAAUGCCUCCUGCUGCCCCCGGCGGCUACAACCAGCAGUUCCCUCCUCAGCACCAGCAGCAACAGCACAGGAUGGCGAACGCGCCUAUGCAAUCGUCGACACCGGUGCGCCAGACACCCAUUAUGCCGCCUGUGCCACCGCACCAUCACCAACCGCCGCAACCACCGCAGCAGCAGCAGCAACAACAACAACAUCAACAGUCGCACCAGUCGCAAGCUAUCAUGCCUCCCCCCGUGCCCAACGGCUAUGUGCCGCCACGGGCGGCAGCCGAAGCGUUUGUGCUACCCGAGGACAUUGAUAGUACAAUCCCCGACAGUCUGCGCAAGCACUAUCAUCGCGACGACAAAGGCCGCGUGCUCUUCUUUACGACACCGUCCGUCGGACACGGUGCGAAUGGCGGAAGCGACGAUCUGCCUGCGGACAACGUGCGCGCGGCGCCCGAGUACGAGGGCCUUGGCCACAGCGUUCGGUACCUCAACGGGCUGGAGCAGUUCCGCGAAGAACGACGGCGUAAGCGCAAGGAGCGUGACGAGCAGCUGGAAGCCGCUCGGCGCGACGCAGCGGGGCAGCAGGACGCUGAACGCGAGGCAGCCGCGGCGCGGAUGUGCCAUGUUGCGGGAGAAGCGCUGGGUGGGUUUGUGCAAUGGAUGAACGACGGGACACGGCUGAUGUUUGAGGGCGGUGACGAGGAAACCAAGCAGCCGCUCGCCGCCACGGCCAGCAACUAG